Malania oleifera is the source of this 1353-nucleotide messenger RNA. RefSeq lists its product as uncharacterized. Lineage: Eukaryota; Viridiplantae; Streptophyta; Magnoliopsida; Santalales; Ximeniaceae. The coding region runs from base 446 to 1225 and encodes 259 amino acids. The transcript has a single exon. The record is from RefSeq and is a predicted model, not a curated record. Gene Ontology annotation, molecular function: S-adenosylmethionine-dependent methyltransferase activity.
AAUUUUAGAAUCAUUAAAAAACACAAACAAAAUCACCGAACAGAAGGGACAGUGCGAAUGUUGCCAGGUGAGGUGGGUCCUUCACAGCUGGGAAUGCCCGCCCAUCACGCACAUGUUUGUCUCCAUCUGAUCAACGGUUCUGAAUGUUCUGAUCGAUGAUCAAUGGGAACAUAACAUUCGCCCCGCUGUACUGGAUUAGUACACCCCCACCUAGCGCCCUCCGCAUAUAAUAAAAUACAAAAAAGGAACCGCCAUUUGGGCCAAUGCAUGCGCAUCGCGCACCCCGGCUUUCUCUAGUCCCCACCCGGCCGUUACUUAAAGGCCCCCACUAGUUUUCCAUUUUCCUUCACUUUCUAUCCAUCCUCCGCUUGCUCAGAGACGGCGAGAAAAUAAUUUCCCCCUCUCAAAUCCAACACCAUUAUAUGCGCCAUGCAGACAUGAAAUUAUGAAACCUUCUUCGUCGAAACCACUCAUCCUCAAGUGCUUCCUCUUCUCUCUCCUCCUCUUCAUUCCUCUCCUCCUCCUCCUCCACCACCUCUCCCCCCGACGUCCCCAAAACCACCGCAAAACCGCAACCAACGGCGAAGACUCGGGCUCCGUUUCCCGACCUGAGGACGGCGACCUCACAAUCCGACCCGGAUACAGGUCCUACGACACGUACAUACAGCGACAGCUCGACAAAACCUUGAACCCCAAGCUCCGGCAGAUAUGGACGACCCGAGACUGGGACCGGAAGAUCCAGGUCUUCGCCGGAUUCUUCGGGGAAUUGAAGCUCAGGGGGCUCCUGUCGAACAAGUCCACUGCGCUAUGCAUUGGAGCCCGGGUAGGGCAGGAGGUGGAGGCGCUGAGGCGGGUCGGUGUGUCGGACUCGGUGGGGAUCGACCUGGUUCCGUACCCGCCGCUGGUAAUAAAGGGCGAUUUUCACAACCAACCGUUCGCGAACGAGACGUUCGAUUUCGAGUUCUCGAACGUGUUCGACCACGCGCUUUACCCGAAGAAGUUCGUGGCGGAGAUAGAGCGGACGCUGAGGCCCGGCGGGGUGUGCGUGCUGCACGUGGCGCUUUCGCGGCGGGCGGAUCGAUACUCAGCCAAUGACCUCUACAGCGUGAAGCCGUUGGUGAAGAUGUUUCGCCGGUCGGAGGUGGUUCACGUUCGGAGCGUCGACGGGUUCGGGUUGGACACUGAGGUGGUGUUUCGGAAGAAGAAAGUCUUUCGGCGCUCAUGAUUUUCUUCUUCCUUUUUUUUUUUUUUUUUUUUUAAAUUUAAAAUUUCUCUUUGUACGUGUUGAUGGAGAAAGUAAAAGGCCAUUUUUUAUUUUAUUUUAUUUUAUAAAUCAAUUCUCUUCUUUGGUUA